CAUCGCCAACUCACCACCGCCAUCGCCCGCUGCCAAUUGACUGCCGCCGCGCAGUUCUCGAGUGACUACAUCCGCGACGGAGCAGCAACACCGCCUACUGCCUCAUCCCCGCCCCACCGCCCACCAUGGGCCGCCGACACCUGCAAGACUUCCGCCCUCUCCGCGUGCGCGACACAGCCCGCCUCCUCUUCGAGAACAAUCGCAUCGCCCAGCGCCCGCUAUGGUAUGAUGUGGCCGGGGACAUCCCGCCCUCACAGCCCUUCGUGCGGCCGCUGAUGCAGUCGGGCUCGCACAAGUCGGUGAAGGGGCGGAAACCCAGCAAAAUGUUCAAGCCCAUGGCUCUGGAAUUCCCCGAGGACGCGCUGCGGAACGAUUUCUACGGCGACCAUCCGUGGGAGCUGGCGAGGCCGAGGGUCAUAUUGGAGGGCAGCGGGUGUGAUGCGAAGCAAUGGGAUUGGUCCAGGAUAGUCCAGCCGGGGAAGAAGCUGGAUGGGGAGAGUGUGGUGCAGCGCCAGCUCUGGCUUAUGACCAACGAGUUCAAGACCCAAUCCGCCGCCUACGACCAAGCCCGCCGCGAAUUCUACCACCACCGCCAUCUUGAAGAGGUCGAGCGGCGUAUCGCGAAAGAGGAGGCUCUCGCAGCCGGUGCUUACUUCGGAAAGGGUCCAUUGCAAGUCGGCAUGGAGCUGGAGGACAAGGCAUACGAGCAAUGGAAGGAGUGGGCCGCCAAGCAGACCGAAGAGCGCAAGCAGCAAACGGCCCAGAUGUACACGGGGCCGGUGGAGGAGACGCCGGAGGAGAAACAGCUGGAUGACUUCGAUGACCUACUGGACGAGGGGGAUGCGGUGCUCGCACCGAGUGAACCUUCGAGAAAUGCGUGAGACCGGUUUGCGGACAUUUGGGGAGCCAUCUGCAAGAACAUUGUAUACUUGCCGUGUCUUCAUCCAUUAAUUCCGGAGGACUCUUACACGUCAAGGAUCACGUGAGUCUUUUCAUACAAUUCGUGAGCUCUCUAUUCUCGCUUUCCAGCGAUCAAGGGAGCUCUUCUCUUGAUGUACACGCCCUCAGCGUCAUUCUGGUAGACCUCUUUCGGUCCAGUAAUAGUCGUGCAAAACUCCAGUUCAUCUUCACUUUAUGGUCUGGGGUCACGUCCAGUGCCUUCAUGUAGCUCUUAUCACACUUUCUUCCCGCUGCUCGCCACCUCUCAACGAAUGAGGUCAAAUCCCAGCGUGUAUACACCUU
Mytilinidion resinicola is the source of this 1242-nucleotide messenger RNA. Its product is annotated as 37S ribosomal protein Rsm25. The record is from RefSeq and is a predicted model, not a curated record. Gene Ontology annotation, molecular function: structural constituent of ribosome. The coding region runs from base 126 to 881 and encodes 251 amino acids. Lineage: Eukaryota; Fungi; Ascomycota; Dothideomycetes; Mytilinidiales; Mytilinidiaceae. Gene Ontology annotation, cellular component: mitochondrial small ribosomal subunit. The transcript has 3 exons.